Messenger RNA from Porites lobata, 303 nucleotides. Lineage: Eukaryota; Metazoa; Cnidaria; Anthozoa; Scleractinia; Poritidae. The record is from the annotation of a GenBank genome assembly.
AUGGUCGUCCUACAAAAAUCGGAUAACCAACUUUACGCAGAAAUUGUUCGAUGUUUGAAACAGAAUUUUCGAUCUGAGUUUCAACCGCCUUUUGUCGCGCCGCAUCGCGAACGAAAAGUCCGAAUUCGAACGGGGUGUCAUUACAAAUCGCAAUUACCGGAAGACCAUUGGCGAGAAAAGGACAAUCGCAAUGUAAAACAGAGUGUUCGAGGAUUUUAUACGCCGGCUCAUGUUCCGUAUGCUUCAGUUGGAGAUGUUUGUUUGGAUGUAAAAGACCUUCGCAGUGAAAACAGUUGGCGGUGA